Molecule: messenger RNA, 874 nt
Organism: Acanthoscelides obtectus
Lineage: Eukaryota; Metazoa; Arthropoda; Insecta; Coleoptera; Chrysomelidae
Source: the annotation of a GenBank genome assembly
AUGUUAAAAUUGGCUCACAAAGUGUCUCGUCUCCAGAGGGAACGUAAACGACGCGCACCUUCACCGGAACGUGACAGAUGAAGGUAUUUCUCAACAGAUAAUGCGGUCUGCUUUGGACCUUGUAAACUAUGAUACUUCUGCUUCAGCAUCAGAGGACGGAGUUGCCGAGCGCAAUGCUGCCGUCUCUACCGAAAUUCCUGCGCUCUUGAAGAGAAACAUUGUUGCCACUUCCGACGAGUUUCGGGCACCUUUGGGAAAAGGCAAUGUUGCCGAGCGCGGUGUUGCCAUUUCUGAUGAAAUUCUGGCGCUCUUGGGGAAAAACAAUCUUGCCGAUCAGACUUCUACAAAUGAUCUGAAUAAUGAGCUUGCACAAAUUUGGACUAAAAUAUUACAGGAAGGUCUGUCUCUCGAGGUGCUAACCACUAUAUUGAGCAAGUAUUCUCCGCUCAGUAAUCUCAGCAUCGCUACUGCUCCCGAACUCAAUUUGGAGAUCUUAUCGGCUCUUACGGAACAGCACAAACAGCUAUAUCUACGACUCGCUAAGCGUCAAGACCAGAUGGGAGCCGCUCUGGUGGCAAUUGGCAAAGCACUGACAAUCCUCUUGGAAAAAGUGGAGAGGGCACAUAUAAGAGUGUCGGUUGAAUGGCUCAGUGAUGCAGGGCGCUUAAUUUCGGAUAUUCACCAUCAAGAGUCUACCUGUAGAAGAAAUCUUGUCUCGGUGGAUGUAGACAAGCAGCUUCGAGGUACUCUAACUAACAUAACUGUGACGCUUGGACAAAAUUUUGGUGAUCGGUUGAAAGCAGCUCGUGAAAUGAAGAAAUAUCGUCAAGCCUCAAGCCUAAAUCAGUUACUGCCAGAUCUACCGCUUCGGUAA